AUGGAACCGGUUUUAGAGUCAAGGAUUUUGGAUUUAAGGGUUUCAGGGUACGAGGUGGUGCGGGAGCACUACCUGCGCGACGACAUUCCCUGUGGCGCGCUGCCCUGCGCCAAGGCGCCCGCCACCGCCUGCGACAAAGAAUCCGCUCGCCUCUCGCCUAAUAACGAAACCAUCCUCGUUAUAGACACCAACGUCGCCCUGCACCAGAUCGACCUGUUGGAGAAUGCAGCGAUCAGCAACGUGGUGGUGGAAGUAGUGAAGUUGGUGCCAUAUCCCCUCAUCCCAUACCCACAUGAACCCCUAACGCCAUGUCCCCAUCCCACCCACUGCACCACGCGUGCCUCCCUGAUUGACCUGUUUGAGAACGUGGCGAUCAGCAACGUGGUGGAGCUGUCGGUGUUGCUGGAGGAGGCGAACAUCGAUCUGUUGGAGAAUGCAGCGAUCAGCAACGUGGUGGUGCUGUCGGUGGUACUGGAGGAGGUGAAGAGUCGCAACGUGGCGGUGUAUGGGCGCCUCAGGGCGCUCGUGGCGGAGGAAUCACGCCGCUUCUUUGUCUUUUCUAACGAGCACCACAAGGACACGUACAUCAAGGCGGAGCCAGGGGAGAGUCCCAACGACAGGAAUGACCGAGAGACGUCUCAAAAGUUGCUUUUCUCCCUUCAUCAUUCGCGAUUCACCCUCUCUCCCCUCGCUCUCCCAUCAUCUCACACACCCUGUCUUACCCCCCCCCCUUACCCCCUCUCCACCUCACUUACUUCUCGUCCUUUCUUUCCUCCCACAAAACCCUGCCUCUCUCUCACCUCUCCGAUUGCAGCCAUUCGGGUGGCAGCGCAGUGGUACCAGCAGCAUCUGGGCGGCAAAGUGCCGGUCGUGCUCAUAACAGACGACAAAGCCAACCUGGCAAAGGCGGUGGCGGGCGGCACAAAAGCCAUGAGAGUGCGAGAGUAUGUGGCGUCGCUAGGGAGUGUAGAGCUCAUGGAUCUGGUUGUUAGUGCGGGGGAUGGGGAGGAGGCGGAAGGAGGGGAGGGAGGGGAGGGGGAUAAGGCGGCGAGGGAGGAGGAGAAUCGGGGGCUUCGGACGAACGUGUCUCGCAGCAAGAGGAAGAGAAUCUACUCUGAUCACAAGCCCAUGUCAGCCAUAACAGCGGGGCUGCAGCGCGGGCUGUACCAUCAGGGCAAGCUGCGCGUGAGCCGCUACAACUGCUUCGAGGCGUUUGUGGGAUCCGAGUCGCUGGGGGACGAGAUCCUCGUUAUAGGCAGAUGCGAUAUGAACCGCGCCGUGGACGGGGAUGUGGUGGCGGUGGAGCUGCUGCCGCGGGAUCAGUGGAAGGAGCCGACGAGUGGGGCGCUGAGGGAGAGGGAGGAUGAUCAUGACGAUGCUGCUGCGGAGGAGCACGGCGAGGAGGACUCAGUGGGUCUGCCCCCCGCCUCGGCAGACGAUGCACCUUCCACUCUCUCCUCUGCUGCUGCCGCGCUCUCCCUGGAUAAGGAGGGGGACAGCAAGGAGGAGGGGGGUGGCGGAGGAGGGGGGAAGGACGGGGGAGGGGGAGAGGGGGGAAAGGGGCCAUCUGAGCUGGCAAGGCCAACGGGGCGGGUGGUGGGGAUAAUCAAACGCAACUGGCGAACGUGA
This is a messenger RNA of Closterium sp. NIES-65, 1629 nucleotides long. Lineage: Eukaryota; Viridiplantae; Streptophyta; Zygnematophyceae; Desmidiales; Closteriaceae. The record is from the annotation of a GenBank genome assembly.